This is a messenger RNA of Varanus komodoensis (Komodo dragon), 1382 nucleotides long. RefSeq names its product aquaporin 9 (gene AQP9). The record is from RefSeq and is a predicted model, not a curated record. The transcript is spliced from 6 exons. Gene Ontology annotation, biological process: glycerol transmembrane transport; water transport. Bases 261 to 1169 code for a protein of 302 amino acids. Lineage: Eukaryota; Metazoa; Chordata; Lepidosauria; Squamata; Varanidae. Gene Ontology annotation, cellular component: basolateral plasma membrane; plasma membrane. Gene Ontology annotation, molecular function: urea transmembrane transporter activity; water channel activity; glycerol channel activity.
GCCAGUGACGCGAAUGAAUGCCGAGAAAAGGAGGCACAUGACGGAAACUCACAAUGCACGGGCAGAGAAUGCAAAGUGGGCUCCAUAGAUUGCAGCGAUAGUCAGAUGAUUCCGCGGGCUGGGUUGGGGCUCUCAGAUGCUCGUAUUUCAACAUAUUAGGAGGAGUGUCAAAGUUCAGGAAAGGCAAGAGAAGAUUGCAGAGUAAAUUUUACAGCUGCCCUUUGCCAGCCAGAGACACCAAGGAAACGGCUGCCGCCAAAAUGACCAAGAAAGCAGAGCGGAGUUUGAAAGACAAAUUUGCCCUCAAGAGCAACUUGCUGAAGGAAGCUCUCGCAGAAUUCCUGGGAACAUUCAUACUGAUAGCCCUCGGAUGUGGGUGCAUCGCGCAGUCCGUCCUCAGCCGUGGGGCCCUGGGAGGCGCGCCGGUGAUAACGAUCGGCUUCGCCAUGUCCGUCACCAUGGCGGUUUAUGUUGCUGGAGGCGUCUCUGGGGGCCACGUCAACCCAGCCGUUUCAUUUGCCAUGUGCCUGACCGGAAGGAUGAACUGGGUCAAGUUCCCCGUGUACGUCCUCGCUCAAUGCCUCGGUGCCUUUGUGGGUGCGGCCGCCGUCUUCGGGGUCAAUUAUGAUGCGCUGAUGGCCUUCACCGGGGGCGAGUUCCAGGUCACAGGACCCAAUGCCACGGCACACAUUUUCGCAACGUACCCAGAAGAGUAUUUGUCCCUGAUGAACGGGUUUGCAGACCAGGUGAUGUCGACCGCCUUCCUUCUCCUGGGCGUCUUCGCCAUCUUUGACGAGGGCAACCUGAGGGUCCAGAAGGGCCUGGAGCCGAUCGCCAUCGGCCUCUUGAUCAUCCUCCUGUGCUCCUCCCUGGCCAUGAACAGCGGCUGCGCCAUGAACCCCGCCAGGGACCUGGCCCCACGCAUCUUCACGUACCUGGCAGGAUGGGGGACCGAAGUCUUCACGGCUGGCAGCAACUGGUGGUGGGUUCCUGUGGUCGGCCCGAUGGUGGGCGCAGCGUUUGGGGCGGGCGUCUACAUCCUCUUCAUCGAACUUCACCAUGCUGCUCGGCAGCCGCGCCGGGAGGAUGCCCAGCUGGACAAAUACGAGCUCGCGGACAUGGCGGAAGGGAAGCCACUCCAGGGGGACUACGCAAAGCCUUUCCCUUAAAAAGGGGGUAAACGCCCCCUCCCCUCCCCUCCCCUCCCCGCCCCACCCCGCCCCAAGCACCCCUCACUCAGUCAAGCUGAGUUCUCCUGAGACGGCCAGUGCAGAAUCCAAUCCCUCUGCCCACUCUCCUUGCAACAUUAGGGGCACUGCGCUCCAGAGACCACCCUGGCAGGAGACCUUUCUGGUGCUGAGGACAAGCUUCUGCCCUCUUCU